Molecule: messenger RNA, 960 nt
Organism: Aspergillus ruber CBS 135680
Lineage: Eukaryota; Fungi; Ascomycota; Eurotiomycetes; Eurotiales; Aspergillaceae
Product: glycosyltransferase family protein
Exons: 2
Coding region: 1-960 (319 amino acids)
Biological process (GO): dolichol-linked oligosaccharide biosynthetic process
Cellular component (GO): UDP-N-acetylglucosamine transferase complex
Source: RefSeq, a predicted model, not a curated record
AUGGCCCUAUGGCCACUAUCUCCAACCAACUUGCUCUGUGCGGUGGUCAUCCUGGCAAUGGUUGCCGUUCUCACUAUGAUACUGUUCUUCCAUGGUCUUUCAAUCUCUCAGAACACCAAGGUACCCAAAUGUCGACCAAAGCACAGUCCCAUCCACCUCCUGGUCGUCCUGGGCAGUGGCGGACACACUGCCGAGAUGUUCUCUAUGCUACGACGGAUGCAACUCAAUACAUCCAGAUAUAGCUACCGAACCUAUGUCGUGAGCUCUGGGGAUGACUUCAGUGCUGCAAAGGCGAUCGAGUUCGAAAAGAGUCUCCAAGGCGAAGAAGAUGUCCCGUUUUCCCUCCAGGGUGUCCCGGGUGCACCUCCCCCGCUACUGGGUGGCCCUCCCCCGUUCAUGGAUGGCCCUCCUCCGCUGAUGAGUGGUCCUCCUCCGUUGAUGGGUGGUCCUCCCCCAUUACAGAAUGCUACGCCCCAGGGCGUCCCGUUGCAGGAUACUUCCUACACCAUUGUCACCGUCCCGCGGGCACGUCGCAUCCAUCAGUCUUUUUUUACCGCGCCGCUUUCUACCCUUCAGUGCUUCUGGGCCUGUGUCCGCGUGCUGUGCGGCCGGUAUCCGAACCAGAAGCCGCUUCCUUUGUGUUACUCUCCAUAUCCUGAUCUGAUCUUGACAAACGGACCCGCGACGGCUGUUUGUGUCAUAAUGGCUGCCAAGUUUCUACGCUUGUUUAGUCGCUAUGCAAUAAAAGAAAAGAAACAAGGAGACAAGCCAACUGUUCAGGAUAUUCGGCUGCGCACUAUCUUUGUGGAAUCGUGGGCUCGGGUGACUACGUUGAGUCUCUCUGGAAAACUCUUGUUGCCUUUUGUCGACCGGUUCCUCGUUCAGUGGCCCGCAUUGGGAGGGAAGGCUGCUUGGUGGAGUACGAGGAAGACGGAGUAUGCUGGCGCGCUGGUAGACUGA